Phacochoerus africanus (Common warthog) is the source of this 1957-nucleotide messenger RNA. RefSeq names its product snail family transcriptional repressor 2 (gene SNAI2). The transcript has 3 exons. The record is from RefSeq and is a predicted model, not a curated record. Gene Ontology annotation, biological process: regulation of DNA-templated transcription. Gene Ontology annotation, molecular function: DNA-binding transcription factor activity, RNA polymerase II-specific; RNA polymerase II cis-regulatory region sequence-specific DNA binding. The coding region runs from base 104 to 910 and encodes 268 amino acids. Lineage: Eukaryota; Metazoa; Chordata; Mammalia; Artiodactyla; Suidae.
GAGCCUGCGACCUGGCGGCGCCGCGCGCGCACCUGCCGGGGCCGCGAUGCUGUAGGACUGCGCGCCCCGCGCCCCGCGCCCGGCGCCCCGCGCAGCCGGCAGGAUGCCGCGCUCCUUCCUGGUCAAGAAGCAUUUCAACGCCUCCAAGAAGCCCAACUACAGCGAGCUGGACACACACACAGUGAUCGUUUCCCCGUACCUCUAUGAGAGUUACCCCAUGCCUGUCAUUCCACAACCGGAGAUCCUCAGCUCUCGAGCCUACAGCCCCAUUGCGGUGUGGACCAGCGCGGCUCCGUUCCACGCCCCGCUGCCCAACGGCCUCUCCCCCCUGUCCGGAUACCCCCCACCCUUGGGGCGUGUGAGCCCCCCUCCUCCAUCCGACACCUCAUCCAAGGACCACAGCGGCUCCGAAAGUCCCGUUAGCGACGAAGAGGAAAGACUCCAGUCCAAGCUUUCCGACCCCCACGCCAUCGAAGCCGAGAAGUUUCAGUGCAAUUUAUGCAGUAAAACCUAUUCGACCUUCUCAGGGCUGGGCAAGCACAAGCAGCUGCACUGUGACGCCCAGUCUAGGAAGUCCUUCAGCUGUAAGUACUGCGACAAGGAGUACGUGAGCCUGGGCGCCCUGAAGAUGCACAUUCGGACCCACACCCUACCUUGUGUUUGCAAGAUCUGCGGCAAGGCCUUCUCCAGACCCUGGCUGCUUCAAGGACACAUCAGAACGCACACUGGGGAGAAGCCCUUCUCUUGCCCUCACUGCAGCAGGGCCUUUGCAGACAGGUCAAAUCUGAGAGCUCAUCUGCAGACACACUCGGAUGUCAAGAAGUACCAGUGCAAAAACUGCUCCAAAACCUUCUCCAGAAUGUCUCUUCUGCACAAACACGAGGAAUCUGGCUGCUGUGUGGCACACUGAGUGACACCACCAAUGUUUACUCGAGCAGAAGGCAUUUCUUCACUCCGCUGCCGCCGCCAAAUGACAAGUAAAAGUCCAAAGGCAUUUUCUCUUGCGCUUACCGACCAAAUAAUAUGUAUAGACACACACACACACACACACAGCUCAAGAGUACGGAAUCAAUGUAUUUAAAGUUAAUCCUUUCCAUGUGAAGUUUAAAAUUACUACAUAUUUACUGACAGCUAGAUUGAGAGGAUAAAAGAUAAUCUUUCUCCUCAAAGAUGAAACAAAAAGCACACUGCGUCUUUUCUUACUAAGGAAGAAUGCAAAGAUUUACAUUGCUGCCAAAUCAUUUCACCUGAAAAGAACAGUAUUGCCUUAAAACAGAUUUGUAAUAGAAUUUCCUCCAGGAGGGGGACCCGCCAGACUCUAUCUCAGGUGCCUUAUAAAGUAACCAUGUUCACUUUAUUCCUUGUCUGAGGUCUACUCACCAUCAUUGAGCUAAAGCCAAUUUUGAUGACCUAUAAUACUUUAAACUGUAUUUUUAAGAGCGAGACGGGGGUGGGGGGAGAGAACAAGAAGGAAAAACACAGGAGAAUGUAUUAAAAGUGUUUUCUUCUUCUUCUUCUUCUUCUUUUUUUUUUUUUUUUUUUUUUUGCCGAUAAGCAAUAUGUGCCUUGAGGGAGAGGAGAAUGACUAGCUUUGAACAUUCCCGGUGCAUGCUCCAUGGCUUACUUUUUAAAAGAAUUUCUAAUGAUUUUCUAAAAUCACCUAAAGAUGGGAAUAAGUGCAACAAAGGAUUUUUAGAAACUCUACAAUGUAAACUAUUUUAAAUCCAUACAGCAGAUGCAAUCCUUCUAGCACCCUUUUUAAUUAAUUGUAUAGUUGAUGGGUCAAUGUAAAUUUGUGUUUAUUUUUAUAUGAUUGAAUGAGUUUUGUAUGAAAGUGAGAUGUUGUCUAUAGCAAAUGCUAUAAACAACCUGAAGAUUUGUGACAUUAAUGUUUCUUUUUUAAAAAAACAAUUUUCAAGGUUCUUUUUUACAAUAAACAUUUUUGAUUUAAAAUCUA